Messenger RNA from Brassica rapa (field mustard), 2161 nucleotides. RefSeq names its product probable carboxylesterase 5. Lineage: Eukaryota; Viridiplantae; Streptophyta; Magnoliopsida; Brassicales; Brassicaceae. The record is from RefSeq and is a predicted model, not a curated record. Gene Ontology annotation, molecular function: carboxylic ester hydrolase activity.
AACUUUUCACAUUUAAAUACUAUGUUUAGUAUAUUAUUUAUUUUUAAUUAUGUAUUGUAAUAAAAAAAAAUUUAAAAUAGUCAUUUAGUUAUAUAAAUAGUGUAAUUAUGGUAGUAUAUUGCUAUAAAAUAAAAUGAAAAGGUAAAUUUUAAAUAUUUUAAAAUUUAUGGAUUGUAUAAAAAUUAAGAAAUAAAUAGAAAAAAUAUAUUAGAGUAGAAAAUAGAAGUAAUCAUUGGAGCAAAUUUUUAGAAUACUCUACUUUUAGGGUAAAAAAUAUAGGCAGCUAUUGAAAAUGGUCUCUACUCAUAAAUAGAUUAUUACUCUGUUACAUACAGUUGUCUUGCUCUCUAUAGAGUAUAAUGUAUCACAUUCCAUUAAAUCUGGAUAUAUCCUUGCAUCUUAACCUGCUCUCUAUGGGGUAUCUAUAUCACUUUUCAAUUAAAUCUGGAUAUGUCCUUCCAGUAAUGUGAAACUUUGAAGGUCAGUUACAAAGGGUCAAAAAAAGUAUGAUUUUAAAACUCAGAAAAAGUAACUACUCUGCUCAUGUGGGACGACUCUUGUAGAGCAUUACGAUAUUUAUAAUUCUUAGACAAAUAAUUUGUAGCAAUACUUUUUGACUUGUCUAUCAGUCGAGACCAGAGAGAGACGUAUAUGCUUGCUUCACUAUAUCUUUCAUAAAAUCCAGAAGAAUUGAAUACUAUAAAUGUAUACAACAAACAAGAUUUGGUUGCUUUGAAGUUACUCCCAGUAUCUGCCCAUAUAAGCUGUUGGAAACAAAUAAAUAUAAACUUCCAAAUAUCUGCCCAUAUUAAGCUUACCAAUUUCAUACUUUCUUUGCUGUCAUUUUUCUUAAAUUCCCAAAUUAAAUUAAAUAAAAAUAAAAAAGAAUAGAAGAAAAGGUUACGUGUCCAGUGUCAGUGCUACGUGUCCGUAUGGAAAAUAAAGAAACAUAGAUCUUUGUCUCAUUUUUUAAAAAUUAUAUAAAUACCUCUAUAAUAUAGUGAGUAUAUAAUUUAAUAAUCUCACACCAAGUCACCAAGACACCAACCAAAUGGAAACUGAAAUCGUCUCAGAGUUUCUUCCCUUCGGUCGUAUCUACAAAGACGGUCGCGUGGAGCGUCUCACCGGCACCGAGAUCAUCCCUCCUUCACUAGACGCAACAAACGACGUCGUUUCAAAGGACGUCGUAUACUCCACGGAACAUAACCUCUCCGUCCGUCUCUUCCUCCCUCACAACAACAACAACAACAAGCUCCCUCUGCUAAUCUACAUCCACGGCGGAGCUUGGAUCAUCGAGUCACCUUUCUCCCCCCUCUACCACAACCACGUCGCGGAGCUCGCCAAGUCCGCCAACUGCCUCGCCGUCUCGGUCCAGUACCGCCGCGCGCCGGAGCACCCGAUCCCGGCGGCGUACGAGGAUUCUUGGUCGGCGAUUGAGUGGAUCUUCUCCCACGCCGGUGGAUCCGGUCCGGAGGAAUGGAUCAACCAGCACGCAUAUUUCGAGAGAGUUUUCAUCGGCGGAGACUCCGCCGGAGCCAACAUGUCGCACCACAUGGCCAUGAGAGCGGGUAGGGAGAAGCUUGAGCCGAGGAUCAAAGGUGUUGUGAUCGUUCAUCCAGCUUUCUGGGGGACUGAUCCUGUCGACGAGCUUGACGUGCAAGACGCGGAGACGAGGAGAGGAAUCGCGCAAGUUUGGGAGGAGAUCGCUAGUCCGAACAGUGUUAACGGUACGGAUGAUCCGUUAUUUAACGUGGUCGGAUCCGGGUCGGAUUUUUCCGGGUUGGGAUGUGAGAAGGUUUUGGUUGCUGUGGCGGGGAAAGAUGUGUUCGUGCGGCAAGGGUUGGGUUACGCGGAGAAGCUGAAGAAGAGUGGGUGGGGAGGGGAUGUGGAGGUGGUUGUGGAGGAAGAGGAAGGACAUGUGUUCCAUCUGCAGAACCCUGACUCUGAGAGUGCUUUGAGAUUCUUGGAUAGGUUUGUCGAGUUUAUAACCGACGGUUCAAAUGGUGAUGAUGAUUUUGUGAAUGUUCUUUGAUGAUGAUAAUAGUGUGAUUACCUGUGUUGGAUAAAUUUUUAAAUUUGUUGUACCUGUUUUUAAUUCGAUUUGUUUUACUCAUUAUAUGUUUGCAAGAAAUAAACUGAAUCAAAGAUAUUGCUUGAUGCU